This is a messenger RNA of Dryobates pubescens (Downy woodpecker), 1619 nucleotides long. RefSeq names its product seryl-tRNA synthetase 1 (gene SARS1). The record is from RefSeq and is a predicted model, not a curated record. Gene Ontology annotation, biological process: seryl-tRNA aminoacylation. The transcript is spliced from 11 exons. Lineage: Eukaryota; Metazoa; Chordata; Aves; Piciformes; Picidae. Gene Ontology annotation, cellular component: cytosol. Gene Ontology annotation, molecular function: tRNA binding; ATP binding; serine-tRNA ligase activity. Bases 48 to 1595 code for a protein of 515 amino acids.
GGCGCCCGGCCGCGGCGGGGCCUGACAGGAGCUGCGGCGCCGCCAUCAUGGUGCUGGACCUGGACCUGUUCCGCGCCGACAAGGGCGGCGACCCCGCCAUGGUGCGGGACAUGCAGCGCAAGCGCUUCAAGGACCCGGCGCUGGUGGACGCCCUGGUGCGGGCCGACGGCGCCUGGCGGAGGUGCAGGUUCAGAGCUGAUAACCUGAACAAGCUGAAGAACCUCUGCAGCAAAACCAUUGGGGACAAGAUGAAGAGGAAGGAGCCCGUGGGGACGGACGAGUCGGUGCCGGAGAGCGCGCAGAACCUCGACGAGCUCACGGCUGAUGUCCUGGGGGCGCUGCAGGUGUCACAGAUCAAGCAGGUCAGGCUGCUGAUCGAUGAGGCCAUCCUGCAGUGCGACGCCGAGCGCCUGCGGCUGGAGGCUGAGCGCUUCGAGAGCCUGCGGGAGAUCGGCAACCUGCUGCACCCCUCGGUGCCCAUCAGCAACGACGAGGAUGUGGACAACAAGGUGGAGAGGGAGUGGGGAGACUGCAGCUGCAGGAAGAAGUAUUCCCACGUGGACCUGGUGGUGAUGGUGGAUGGCUACGAGGGGGAGAAGGGCGCCGUGGUGGCUGGCAGCAGGGGCUACUUCCUCAAGGGCCCCCUGGUGUUCCUGGAGCAGGCCCUGAUCCAGUAUGCCCUGCAGAGCCUGCGUGCCAGGGGCUACACCCCGGUGUACCCCCCCUUCUUCAUGCGCAAGGAGGUGAUGCAGGAGGUGGCCCAGCUCAGCCAGUUCGACGAGGAGCUCUACAAGGUGAUCGGCAAAGGCAGCGAGAGGGCGGAGGACAGCUCCAUCGACGAGAAGUACCUGAUUGCCACCUCGGAGCAGCCAAUCGCCGCCCUGCACCGCGACGAGUGGCUGCGGCCCGAGGACCUGCCCCUCAAGUACGCGGGGCUCUCCACCUGCUUCCGCCAGGAGGUGGGCUCCCACGGCCGCGACACCCGCGGCAUCUUCCGCGUCCACCAGUUCGAGAAGAUUGAGCAGUUUGUCUAUGCCUCACCCCACGACAACAAGUCCUGGGAGGUGUUUGAGGAGAUGAUGGCCACGGCCGAGGACUUCUACCAGUCCCUGGGCAUCCCCUACCACGUCGUCAACAUCGUCUCAGGCUCCCUGAACCACGCUGCCAGUAAGAAGCUGGACCUGGAGGCCUGGUUCCCCGGCUCCGGCGCCUUCCGCGAGCUGGUCUCCUGCUCCAACUGCACCGACUACCAGGCGCGGCGCCUGCGCAUCCGCUACGGCCAGACCAAGAAGAUGAUGGACAAGGUGGAGUUUGUGCACAUGCUGAAUGCCACCAUGUGUGCCACCACCCGCACCAUCUGUGCCAUCCUGGAGAACCACCAGACCGAGGAGGGCAUCCGUGUCCCUGAGAAGCUCCAGGCCUUCAUGCCCCCAGACCUGCGGGAGCUGAUCCCCUUCGUCCGGCCGGCGCCCAUCGAGCAGGAGCUCUGCAAGAAGCAGAAGAAGCAGCAGGAGGGGGGCAGGAGGAAGGCCGGGGGGGGAGGCCAGAAGGUGCUGGAGGAGCAGAUGCAGAACAUGGAGGUCAACAGCGCCUGAGGCCUGCCCCACCCCACCCCCCCC